Huiozyma naganishii CBS 8797 is the source of this 1968-nucleotide messenger RNA. RefSeq names its product polynucleotide 5'-hydroxyl-kinase (gene GRC3). Gene Ontology annotation, biological process: cleavage in ITS2 between 5.8S rRNA and LSU-rRNA of tricistronic rRNA transcript (SSU-rRNA, 5.8S rRNA, LSU-rRNA). The record is from RefSeq and is a predicted model, not a curated record. The coding region runs from base 1 to 1968 and encodes 655 amino acids. The transcript has a single exon. Gene Ontology annotation, molecular function: polynucleotide 5'-hydroxyl-kinase activity. NCBI's taxonomy places the organism in Eukaryota, Fungi, Ascomycota, Saccharomycetes, Saccharomycetales, Saccharomycetaceae. Gene Ontology annotation, cellular component: nucleus.
AUGCAAGACGAGCUACCGUCGUAUGAACCGGGGACAGGUAAUCGUUCUGAUGAGGAAGACUCGUCGUCAGAGGAGUCUGCGGCCUCCUCAUUAUACGUAUCGAGGGAAACAACAGUAGAUGAAUACGAAGACAGUGAUUCAGAGCUUGAAAAUAAUGCGUCCGAGGUACCCGCUGAUGCCAUGUUGAUGUUCAAGCCAGUCCGCAACUACAAUGUUUUUAUGGAUGGCUUAAAGGAUGGUGAUGUUUUUAUUGGUUUGAAGGAUAAGCAAACUUUAUACAUAUCCGGAGUCUUCGAUUUACAAGUUGUGAAAGGUGGAAUUGUUUACAACAAUGUACAUUAUAAUGCAUCCAAACAACAAAUAAAAGUCUGGCAUCCGCUUUGUAACUCAAUUCCUGCUUUUCAAAGUUCUGUGUAUGCUGGGUGGACAGAAAAUCUGCACUCAGCAAAACACUCUUGGAUGGGCGAGUUUACAUGCGUUUUAAAAAUCUCUAGUGGGGCAGCAAAAGGUAUUAUGGAUUGUCAAAAACUGUAUCCAGAAUUGAAAUAUCUUUGGAAGAUUAAGAGCUCUGAUAAGCAGAUUGCUAAUGACUGUUCUUCUUUCAGCAUUCUUUCAGAAAUCGAUACAUCUUUUCAACCUUUGAAGAUUUCCAUGAAAUGGAGAGAUAGCAUAGAAAAACUACAAAUGUUUCAUAAGAACUGCCAACAUGAUAUGCGAGUCAUGGUUAUUGGGGCGAAAAAUUCAGGCAAAUCUACUUUUUUAAGGCUGCUUGUCGAGAAGUUCUUGUCUAAUAGCUCUCGGAAACAUAUUGCUUCUGAAGAUUCAUUACUGUACCUGGAUCUCGAUCCAGGUCAACCGGAAUUGUCACAUCCUGAUUGCAUGUCUUUAGCUCAGAUAAAUCAGUUUUCCAAGAGCUCAUUGGGCAAUAAUUUUGGACAAUCUAACUUACAGUUCUUAAAACAAUGCUAUUUAGGAUUAACCUCUCCGCAAGACGAUCCAAAGUUAUAUUUAGAGCUAAUUGAUUCCUUGAUUCAGUCUUUUGAGGAUCAAAAUUUCGUAGGUACAUCACUACUGAAUCUGCCGGGAUGGGUCAAAGGCUUUGGUAUCAAUAUUAUAAAUCAUGUCAUUGCAAGGUAUAAACCUACGAAUAUUAUAAUAAUGGAGAUAAACGAGAGGUACAAUUUUUCUGAAGAAUUAGUUAUUCCAGAAACUUUUUCUUCGUCUCUGCAAGACCAAUAUGCACCCUCAAUAAUGAAAUUAACACCAUACCAUCCCCAGCAUUUGCACAUAAAUCCAAGCAGGCUUUCAAACUUUGAUGUAUUUAACCAACAAAAAUUUCAGGCAUCUCAGUUACGUACGCUCAAAACUCUGUUAUUGUUUCAUUCGACGGACAAAUCAGAGCAAGAGUUAAAUUAUGAUUUUAGGCCGCUUUUGCUGCAGGCUCCCAUGCAGGUAUCAAUAGGUGUUAAGGAGGGAAUAUCUGCAAUACAGUUUCUGAGUGAGUUUCAAAAUAUGGAUAAAGCAGAUAUAAGGGGUGCGUUAGAAGGAACCAUUGUUGCAUUGCAUCGCUACGACAUUCUUGCUGAGGAUGACAGUUUUGGUGAUAACAUAAAAAAGUCAGGUAUCUAUCCGCUGGUUGGUAAAGGGAAUGUACAGAAGUUAAAGUAUGUUACAUUGGUACUGAUUCAUUCUAUUGAUGAGGCGAAUAAGGUUAUGAAUGUAUAUUUACCCCUGUGUGACGAGAAAAAGAUUCAAAAUUGUCAUGGUUCAAAUACCAGAUGGAUUCUCAUGAGAAGUAAGACAGAAACACCGUUGCACGAGCUAUACCCCCCUCGUGCUCUACUCGAAAAGUAUGGAGAUCUGAAAAAACAAAAUUUCCCUUAUAUAUCAACCGAAAGGAGGAAAAAACAGGAGCACGUCUGGAAAGUCCGGAAAAAUGUUCAGAGAAGGGGUCAUUUGAUGAAAUAG